Messenger RNA from Schistocerca serialis cubense, 2608 nucleotides. Its product is annotated as limbic system-associated membrane protein. Gene Ontology annotation, biological process: homophilic cell-cell adhesion; synapse organization. Gene Ontology annotation, molecular function: protein binding; axon guidance receptor activity. The transcript is spliced from 11 exons. The record is from RefSeq and is a predicted model, not a curated record. Gene Ontology annotation, cellular component: neuronal cell body; plasma membrane; axon. The coding region runs from base 14 to 1450 and encodes 478 amino acids. Lineage: Eukaryota; Metazoa; Arthropoda; Insecta; Orthoptera; Acrididae.
ACCGGCAGCGGUGAUGGGUAACGACCUGAACAGCGCCACCGAGCUGCCCUCGUUCAUCACGUCCGGCAGGAACUUCCGCAUCGUCACCAGCGACACCGUCGUCUUACCCUGUGAGGUGACCAACCCAGGAAAUUACGUGUUGGUAUGGAAACGUGGCAUCGCCGUGUUGACGGCGGGAGCAACCAAAGUGUCUCCGGACGAGCGAAUCCGCCUGGUGGACGGCUACAACCUGGAGAUACGCGACGUACAGACGCAGGACGCGGGGGACUACGUGUGUCAGAUCGGCACGCUCGAGCCUCGCGAAAUCACGCACACUGUAGAGAUACUUGUGCCACCCCGCAUCCACCACGUUUCGUCUGGUGGUAACAUGGAGGUGAAGAAGGGCGCAUCCGUGACGUUGGAAUGCCGCGCGUCUGGGAACCCCGUGCCGACGAUAACCUGGACGAGAAAGAACAACCUGCUGCCUUCCGGCGACCAGUCGGUGGAGGGCAUCAGCAUCACCAUCGAGAACACGAACCGCCACCACGCGGGCGUCUACCAGUGCACGGCCAGCAACGGCGUCGGCGAGCCCGUCACCCAGGAGAUCGCUCUGCACGUCCUCUAUCCGCCUGAGAUCGAAGUGGAGCGCAGCUGGGUUCACUCCGGUGAGGGCUACGAGGCCCAGCUGGUCUGCAUCGUGCACGCAGAACCGCAAGCGGAUGUGCUGUGGUACCGCGACACCCUCCGGCUGGAUACUACGGAGCGGCGCAUCAUGGAGGUCCGUGGCAGCCGGCAUACACUCAUCCUGCGCAAGGUGCAGGCCUCCGACUUCGGCAACUACAGCUGCGUCGCCGACAACGUGCUGGGCAAGACGCGCCAGUAUCUCGAACUAUCAGGCAAGCCAAACCCGGUGACGUUCGUGAGCAAGCCGGUGAGUCGGUUUCGCGACCGCUACAACAUCUCGUGGGCAGUUAACAGCUACACGCCCAUCGAGGAGUACAAGCUGUCCUUCCGCAAGCUACCCAUCCCGGGCCCUCAGGGACAGCAGCUGCUGAUGCAGCAACAGCAACACCAGCAUCAGCAGCAACAGCACAACGGAAGGCGGCCGGCGAGGCGGGACAACGACACAUACUGGGUGGACGUCGUAUUGCCGACCAAGCCAAGCGAGCAGUUCCACCAGGAGAUGUGGUAUUUCAUCUCCAACCUGGAGCCGGGGGCGGAAUAUGAGGCUAAGGUCCGCGCCAAGAACCGAUUCGGAUGGAACCGCGAUUCCGAAAGCUUCAAGUUUACAACGAGAGGAGUCGAGAUGCCCUUGUAUGAGCCCUCACCCGAACCCGCAGUUUUCGCAGAACCUGAGGUCCGUGACAUGGGCAUCAUGGCUUACGGACCAGCGGCGGAAGCGGGCGACGUGGCCAUGUCGCCACUGAUCAUGGCGAUGUGCGUUGUCGCCAGCGCAGCACUCAGCUCCUAGAUGGAGUGCGCGCGACUGGGUGUUGCAGGUCAUCCCCGGUGACGAAGCUGGAGUCAUACCAGGACAACAAGACAUAUGAGCAAAGAGAAUUCAAACUCUUUCAGACCCAAAGACUGCUUUCUUUUGUAACGUAUCAGGAAGUCCUGUAUUACCGACAUGUAUGACGUGUAUUUAACCAUGGAAUAGCUCUAAGCGCUUUUCUGUAACGGUCCUCCCCAAGACAACAGAUUUUUUGUGUAUAAACAUGUACAAUGCACGUUAUUUUAUUGUAGCAUUGUUUACGGAAGGUAUCAUUUUUUUAGUUUAGAAAGAAAGACAAUCCGAGCACCCGUCUCAAGGCGAAGCACCACCCGUCUGCGGCUACUCCAAGAGGCCGACGGGAGCUGUGACGUCACACGGGAGAGGCGCGGGAAGCUGCGGUUCUCCCGCUGAAGUUGGUCGGAGCCUGUUUCGUGACGUGGCGUGAGGUUGCCGCACGAGUCAGUGUCGGCUUUGUGCACUAUACGGGAAGUGAGUUACCUGCCGCCUGGAUAAACUGACGGCGUGGCGUCUGUGAAAUGGCGCGAGAUCCAAAUCCAUGGGGCCAAAGUGAGUCGUUUUAAAAAGAAAAGGGGGAACUUUUGAGUAUCGUGUGGGAUUUGGAGAUACAAUAUUAAUGCCUCCGUGGCGAGGACAUCGUUUUGUAAAUCCACUGAUGUUUCGCUACAAUUUCUGAUUUUCGUACGGUGUAUGUUAAUAGACGAUGCAGUAUCAGUAACAAGUUAUCUCAUAAUGAACAAAUAUAAUGUAUUCAAUCAAUGUGCUGUUCCCAAAAUAAAUUUAAAAAAUGCUUAGUGAUGUCGUAGCCUAACUUAUCGUUUUGAUUCCAGUUGGUGUAUCUACAAGAUGUAUUAUUUUGCAGUAUAUUAUUAUCAAAAUGGACGAAUAUAAAUCGCAAAGCUACUUCAUGAAUGUGUGACAUUUAAUAUACUCCAUCAAGAUUACAAAUAAAUCCAUCCGUAGGAUUACCAGUAACGCGUUUGAACCAUAGUUCUAAAAUGUACUUUGCCCUUGCAAUGACUGUCGUUCAUUCGGUCAUCACUUUUUUAAAAAAAAAAAAAACCAAUGUACUGCCAUUGUUCUAAAUUAACAUCAUGAAUAUGGCUCAAUAAUUUCAAU